AUGGUGGAACUGGGUCUUACCUUGCGCACCUUGCCGGUCCCGCUCCUCUCCGUCUCGCUCGCAGCCUCAGUCCUCUACUUGCUUCACUGGAGCCAUGGCCGCAAGAACCCAAAGAAGAGUAGUGUGUUCCUGGCCAAGCUUUUCUCGCUGAUGCGGCGGCCUCGCUUCGACUUCGGCCCGUUCCUCCGUGAGCUGCACGCUCGCCACGGGCCCGUCAUCACCCUCCGCCUCCUCACCACCACUGUCUUCGUCGCCGACCGUCGUAUCGCGCACCGCGUCCUCGUCGAGCCCAACCCGCUCUUCAACGCCGGCAACAUCAACUCCGCACCCUACGGGCCCUACUGGCGCCUCGUCCGCCGCAACCUCGCCGCCGAGACGCUGCACCGUGCCCGCCUCGGCCUCUUCGCGCCGGCGAGGCGGUGGGCGUGCGACGCCCUCAUCGCCAGCCUCCUCCGCGACGUCGACGCAUCGGAGUGCGUCGUCACGGUCAGGCCGUUCUUGCAGCGCGCCAUGUCUGAGCUGCUCGCGUACAUGUGCUUCGGCGAGCGGCUUCCCCCGGACGUGCUCGACGAGAUCGACAAGCUCGAGCGCCACGCGCUGCGCACAGCCACAUCCUUUCCGGUCUUCGCGAUCUUCCCUCCGGUCACCAAGAGAAUCUUUCGCAAGCGCUGGGCGGCACACGUCGCCGUGCGCCGGAGGCAGGAAGAGGUCUACGCCCCGCUCAUCCACGCCACGAGCGCCGCCGCCGACGAUGACCAACCAUGGUGCUAUGCUAAGUCCCUCCUCGCGCUGCGGGUGGCCGACGACGGCGACCGGCAGCUCACGGACGCCGAGAUGGUAAGCCUUUGCUCCGAGUUCCUCAACGCCGGGACAGACACAACGGUGACCCUGCUCGAGUGGAUCAUGGCCGAGCUGGUGAACCACCCGGACGUCCAGGCCAAGGUGUACGAGGAGGUGAUCAGAGCCAAGCGCGAGCUCGACGACGCCGUCAACCUCCAGGCGCUCCCAUACCUUAAAGCCGUCGUUCUAGAGGGCCUGCGCCUGCGCCUGCACCCGCCGGGCCACUACCUCGUCGCACAUGCCGUGCGGAGCGACGCGGAGAUCGGUGGCUAUACGGUGCCCAAAGGAGCAGAGGUGAACUUCAUGGUGGCGGAGAUCGGCCGCGACGAGUCAGUGUGGACGGCGGCGUGCGAGUUCCGGCCGGAGCGGUUUCUGGACGGCGGCGAGGGGAACGGCGUGGACAUCACCGGGAGCCGGGAGAUCAAGAUGAUGCCUUUCGGCGCCGGCCGGAGGAUGUGCCCCGGGUACGCGCUGGGCAUGCACCAUGUCGAGUUCUUCGUGGGGAGCCUCGUCAGGGAGCUGGAAUGGCUGCCAGCGGCGGAGGGAGAGACCGUCAACAUGGAGGAGACCGUGGAUUUCACCACCGUCAUGAAGUACCCGCUCCGUGCGCGCAUCGUACCAAGAAACAAAUCCUAG
This is a messenger RNA of Miscanthus lutarioriparius, 1476 nucleotides long. The record is from the annotation of a GenBank genome assembly. NCBI's taxonomy places the organism in Eukaryota, Viridiplantae, Streptophyta, Magnoliopsida, Poales, Poaceae.